AUGAACAGAAAAGAAGUUGGUCAUGAUGAUGUGCAAAUGGGAGCGAUCCUAAUGAGAGAUCUAUCAGCGGAGUCACCGCCAUCUUCAGUGCCAUCAUCCUCAAGUGGAGCCGUUCUCGUUCGCCCACCCAAAUUGCUAACAGAGGUCCUUCAACAGGAUUGCAAUGAAUUACUGAAACAAGAGUGUCAACCAUCUGCAACCCUUCCCAUACAUAUAUUGCAGCAAUAUAGGGAUGAAGAGAAGGUACCGAUGUUUCUCGUGAAAAUGUGGAAUAUCCUUGAAGAUCCGGAAUUUCAAAAUAUAAUAUGCUGGGAUAAGAGCGGAUAUAGUUUCCAUGUAUUGGAUCCACAUCUGUUUUGCCGUAUAGUUUUGCCGCAGUUUUUCAAACACAAUAACCUGAAUAGCCUGAUACGCCAGCUCAACAUGUAUGGUUUCCGGAAAAUGACGCCCAUCGAGAAAUCAAGUUUGGCACGAUCUGAAAGUGAUCAGGAUCAUUUGGAAUUUUCUCAUCCGAAUUUUAUCCAGCAUCAUCCCGAAUUGUUGGUUAAUAUCAAGCGCAAAACUCCUGGUAAUCGUAACAACGAGAAUAAUUCAGUGGCUAUGCCCCCAAAAGAAAUAAGUGUCCUUGUGGAUGAAAUACGACAGCUGCGUGAAAAGCAGCGAACAAUGGAAAAUAAAAUGGCACAUCUUGUAAAAGAGAAUGAAGCAAUGUGGCAGCAAGUAUCACAUCUUCGAAAUCAACAUGUUAAGCAACAGCAUGUUGUCAACAAAUUGGUCCAAUUUCUGGUAGCACUCGUACAGCCUUCACAGAAACGUCUUGGGAAACGAAACUUAUUGGCGAUCGACGAAGUACUUUUAGUCUUGUCCUUAUUAAAUGUGCAACUUUCUAGUGAAACUAAAAUAGUGAUUGGUGUUAAACGUGCACGAAUGGCUAGUACUUCUACGCAACUUGGGCAGCCGAGUAAUCUUGCUGAAAUUAUUGAUCGCUUGCAUCGUGAAAUCUCUGAUAAUACAAAUGGUCAAACGAAGCUAAAUUUAAAUGUAUUUAGCUCACACUCUGAUCAGGGUCCAAUUAUUGCGGAUGUUACCGAUGAACCGGAAAAUACUGCUGUCGUAGGGCCAAAUGUGCAGGCAGCAGUUGUUCCCAUGUUAACUGCUACACAUUUGCAACCUGCUCCUGCUAAUACAUCGCAAGUUUCAACUAAUUCCCCUAACCCGAUCUCAUUAUCACCAUCAUUGGACAGACAAAUAUCCGAAGAGUUAGCUGAGUACUUGAGCGGACAGGAGCAGAGUAUUGACAACUGUCGUGAUCUGCUUGGAAACUGCUGGGAUACCAUGAUGACUGAUGAUGUAGAAGAUGGCGAACCAAUUGAACGGCAACCUCUUAUGCUAGAAGAUCGUGAUCCAAUAUUGGCAUUGGACGAAGUACCAACCACCCCAGAUUUACUGACACCACUGGCAAGCCCUUCCCGUAAUAAUAUUUAA
Acanthocheilonema viteae is the source of this 1485-nucleotide messenger RNA. NCBI's taxonomy places the organism in Eukaryota, Metazoa, Nematoda, Chromadorea, Rhabditida, Onchocercidae. The record is from the annotation of a GenBank genome assembly.